UGGAUUCUGGGAGCCUCAUAUGUGAACAGCGGAGGUGGUCAUUUAUAAGUGUCCUUCAGAUGGCUCCUGGGAGCGUCACCAAUUCCUCUUCUUCCUCCUCUUCCUCUUCCUCCUCUUCCACAGCAGGGCCAGCAGAGCCCCCUGAGUAUGGGAAGCCAGGCCCGACCUCCAACACGGUCAUGGUGACCCGUCGCCACCCCACAGUGCUGCGCAUGGUGCUGGAGGCCCUCCAGGCAGGGGAGAAGCGCCGGGGCACCUCGGUGGCAGCCAUCAAGCUCUACAUCCUGCACAAGUACCCCACAGUCGAUGUCACCCGCUUCAAGUACCUACUGAAGCAGGCCCUUGCCACAGGCAUGCGCCGUGGCCUCCUUACCAGGCCCAUCAACUCCAAGGCCAGGGGUGCCACUGGCAGCUUCAAGCUUGUCCCCAAGCGUCAGAAGAAGCCGAAGUGCAGCAGGAAAAGUACUCGGACAGGGCCUGCUGGCUCCAGCAAGAAAAAGAUUGCAGAACCAUGCGAAGCAAGAGCUCCCCGCAAACAAGCCAAAGUCCUAGAGACAGCCCCUCAGGGAGGCUGCAAGGCGAAAGGCACUGGGCCACAACAGGUUGUAGCCAAGAAGGACCCCCCAAAGUCAGCUGGGGCUUCCUCAACUGUCCACAAGCUUGGCAAGAAGCCCAAGGUCCCAGGCAGCAGGAGCAGGCAAGAAGACACAGGAGCCCCUCGGAAAACUUCAACUGCAGCCUCCAAGGCUGGAAAAUGUGCUGCCUCCCUGAAGGGUACAAAACCCACAGUGAAGGCCGCCCCAGGGCCUGGACCCAAAGCCACUGCUGCCCCCAAAGCCGCCACUGCUUCCAAGGCUGGGGCCCCCAGGACCAGGACUCUGUCUCCAGCCAGGAAGGCUGGGGGCCCCAAGAACCCCAGGCCACUGGUCAAGAGCUCAUAGUUAUUGUGCUCAGAGCUCAGUAGUUAUAGGCUGUGGUGGGACUGUGGGUGGCUGGGCUGGAGUUUUUAUUCCUCCAAAUCGUUUGCACUACUUAUUUAACCCUAACUUAUUUCUCAAAUCAUGACCUAGUUAUCAAUAAAGACACUGAUGUAUCACA
Messenger RNA from Cavia porcellus (domestic guinea pig), 1098 nucleotides. Its product is annotated as histone H1.8. Bases 60 to 941 code for a protein of 293 amino acids. Gene Ontology annotation, molecular function: DNA binding. Gene Ontology annotation, cellular component: nucleosome. Gene Ontology annotation, biological process: nucleosome assembly. NCBI's taxonomy places the organism in Eukaryota, Metazoa, Chordata, Mammalia, Rodentia, Caviidae. The transcript is spliced from 5 exons. The record is from RefSeq and is a predicted model, not a curated record.